Molecule: messenger RNA, 2986 nt
Organism: Puccinia graminis f. sp. tritici CRL 75-36-700-3
Lineage: Eukaryota; Fungi; Basidiomycota; Pucciniomycetes; Pucciniales; Pucciniaceae
Exons: 9
Coding region: 200-2986 (928 amino acids)
Biological process (GO): long-chain fatty acid metabolic process
Cellular component (GO): endoplasmic reticulum; membrane
Molecular function (GO): long-chain fatty acid-CoA ligase activity
Source: RefSeq, a predicted model, not a curated record
GGACAGGAGUGUCUUAAGACCUUGGACAGUCUGUCUCCCUUUCACCGCGAUCCCCAGGGAUGAAGCUGGAGCUGAUGAUGACCACCAGGCAGAAGGACAAGAAGAACAGGAUGAACUCAGCUGGUUCUUGACUUACCACCACAACCAACCAACCAACCAACCAAAAAGACAUUGUGAACCCACCAAAACUUUAGAGAGCAUGCCAUCAGAUAACUCAAGCCAUCAGAACCUACUCGGGCCCGACGAUGAUGGCGUGCCAACCCUGUGGGACUCCUUCCUCAAGGGCUAUUCACUUGCGGGUGGCUCGGGUAAUUGCAUCGGGACGAGACUGAUAUGGGACCAUUCGUCCGCCCAAGCCGGCCAGCCUGGUCCGGAGUAUCAGUGGCUCUCAUACGCCCAAGUCUUGGCCCGCAUUCGCGACAUCUCCGCCGGCUUGAUCGAGCUCUUCCGGCCGGCUGAUGUCGGCCCCUCUGGCCCGGCUGAUCAUUCGGAUUCGCAGGAUGUCUUGGAUAGACCUAGAGUCGCUCUUUGGUGUCCAAGCAGCCCAUGUUGGACGAUUUCUGAGUAUGCAGCCUAUCGCAAUUCGAUCACCGUCGUCUCGAUCAACGAUCAGCUCCCAGCCCAAGCGGCAUCCAAGAUCAUCCAAGAUACUCACCCAGGUGCCGUGAUCUUAAGCGCCCACAACUUCCAACGCUUGGCCGGAUACCAAGACCAUCAGCGACGGUAUCAGAUCACGAGCUCGCGGAUCGAUGCUUGCGAUCUCGAGUCUACGCCUAGUCCUCGUUCCGCCGGUAGUCCAUCAGCCCACGGCCUGAAAAGGACACCACUAUGCGAAGCUGCAGGGCCGAACGCUUCGGAGGCUGUUGUAAGCUCGGUUACUCGCCACAACAGACGGCCGUCCCAGUCCACCCGAGUUCCGCAGACAUCCCCACCAACCUCUUCCUCCUCGGCUGCUCCUCAAGUCGUCCGACCCCAACGAACAUCAGAUCCCCAGCCGAUCUAUAUUCUCACCGACCCGCUCCAACUCUCCUCUCGCACUAGAUCGAUCGCACUCCAACUCGGAUGGAGCUUCUAUAGUCUCGAAGAAGUCGCCCGGAUCGGUCAUCCUCACAACCUUGCCUCCCUCCCCACCGACACCCCCGAUCAUCAACCGUUCGAACCUCACAACGUUGUCCAUCUUGAGAAGCUUAAUCCACUUCGCCCAGGAUCCGAGACUCUGGCUGGGAUUAUCUAUUCCAGCGGGACUACUGGUGAUCCAAAGCCUUGCGUCCUCAGUCAUUCUAACUUCGCCGCAACCCUCGCCGCUUUUAAUGCUUUGGUCCGCCAGGAACGAUUGAGAGAUCUGCACACUCAAGAUCUCGUUCAAUUCUCUUAUUUGCCCCUGCAUCACAUUUACGAGAAACAGACGCAAGCAUGGGUGAUGAACCAAGGGGGAUCGAUCGGAUUCAGUUCGCUAGAGGGACCGCGCUUCGUCUCGGAUCUGAGCCUGCUCAAGCCCACCUUCCUCGCCACCACGCCCAGCUUCCUCACCCAUCAGAUCCUCGAUCGGCGGCUCCAAUUCUUGAAUAACUUCAGCUCCUUCAAGAGUCCCGUCGAGAGCUAUCUCCUCAAUAAGGCUAUCGAAUCUAAACUCGUCAUGUUGAAGGCUGGAUUCGGCGAACAGAUCUGGUUGUGGGAUCGUUUCGUCUUGGGUUAUCUUCGUGAUCAACUCGGCGGUCGGCUCAAAUGGAUCGUCAGUGGUACUUCACCCCUUUCAAAACAUGUUGCCGAACUGCUGUCGGCUAGUCUGAGCGUGAAGAUCACCGAAGGCUAUGGGUUGACAGAGACCUGUGGCGCGGCUUGCAUCACCGUGGAAGACGGAUCGCAUGAGUUUCAAGUUGGGCACGUCGGUCCUCCUUUACCCUGUUGUGAAAUCAAAUUGGAGAAGGUCGAGGGACUUGUCGCUACUCAAGAGAAUCAAUUCCAAGAAGGAAGGGUGUACGUAAGGGGAGCGAAUGUCUUUCAGGGCUAUUUGGUACCGGGCACGGCUACGAGCGAGGAGCGAAUAUGGAGGGCGGUGGAUUCUGAAGGCUGGUUUGCGACGGGGGAUGUAGGCUACAUGGAUGAAGGAGGUCGCUUACAUCUCGUCGACCGAUUGUUAAGGGAAGAUGGAGAGGGGGGAAGCGGGAGCGGGAUGGUUUUAGGGCAGCAGAUCCACCACCAAUUCAACAUGGUCGACCUGUGCAAGAUCGAGCAGAGGCUGACCGGGGCGAUGCAUGAGGUGGCCCAGAUCUUCGUCUCUGGCCGGACGACGGAGACCCAUGCCGAGGUCGGCGUCGGCUUGCUCGGCCACCUUGUCGGCUUCGUCGUCGUCCAUAGACCCGCCUUUCUGCGCUGGAUCGCCGACUUCCAUCCCCCUCAUAACUUACUCGUUGAUAGACAUACAGACCUAUAUCGCACCGAUCCUUCUUCCCCUUCGCCACACUCCAACCAUGACGAGCAGUGGGAAAUCGUCGAGGAGGAGCCUCUGACGUCGGCCUCCUCCUCCCCUCAGGAAAACCUUAAACCUGCCCUCCCUAUCCAUUCAUCUGCCUCCCCUUCUCUCUCGGACCGCGAAUGUCAGCUCGAACUCGAUAAGAUCUGUCAAGACCCUCAAGUCAUCAAAUCGUUUUUAAACUACUUGACUCGUCGUGCCAAAUCGAUCGGAUUAAAAUCAUACGAGAUCCCGAAAACGAUCCACUUGAGUCCUAACCCGUUCACUCCAACCCUGUCUAGUACUACUCACUUGCAUCCUCAUGAUGAUGAUGAUGAUCAUCAUCAUCAUGAGCAGGCCAACGAGAAAGGAAAAUCAGCCCGAAUCGACGGUGGCCUGGAUGAUCCUCCCGCGAGGUCUCGCCCCGAUCAUCUGCAUCCCUAUGAUCAUCAGGCUUGUUUCCGGAGCUUGAAGUCCAAAAACUCAUGUCUCCUUGCCCACUUUUCGGGCCGAUUAUCAGCCUCUAAUCCUUAA